AUGCGUUACACCACUUUAUAUGGCAGCCUUAUGGGUGAUGGAGGUGGUGACAGAGGAGGUGAUGGUGGAGGAGACAAAGGUGGUAGGAGGGGAGGAAGGAUUGGAUGGGGGAGAGGCAAAAUUGGAGAUAAGAGAGGAGGUAGGAGAGGGGGUAGAGGAUUAGGAGCCAAAACUGGAGGAGGUGAUGAGAUUAGUGGAGGUGAUGGAGGGCAGGUUGGAGGAGAUGAUGUCCCAGUGGGAGAGGGUGUAGAUGAUGAGAUGGAUGUGGAUAUCCUUGACACCUUAGGGGAGAGUAGUGAUGUUUCAUCAAAUUCUUCCAGCGUCCAUGAUUCAGAGGACUCUAGUAAGGUGGAUAAUUCAAAUGAGGAGGGUGAUGAUUGUGGUGGGAAGAUGGUAGCUAUAAAGGCAUAG
Molecule: messenger RNA, 411 nt
Organism: Cryptomeria japonica (Japanese cedar)
Lineage: Eukaryota; Viridiplantae; Streptophyta; Pinopsida; Cupressales; Cupressaceae
Exons: 2
Coding region: 1-411 (136 amino acids)
Source: RefSeq, a predicted model, not a curated record